Nothobranchius furzeri (turquoise killifish) is the source of this 2701-nucleotide messenger RNA. The record is from RefSeq and is a predicted model, not a curated record. NCBI's taxonomy places the organism in Eukaryota, Metazoa, Chordata, Actinopteri, Cyprinodontiformes, Nothobranchiidae.
AUGCUGCUUACACACAAACUGGUUUUAUUUAUGCUUUUAAAUGUGAGAGGGGGGAAAUCCGUGUGUCGAACGUAUGGAACUGAACAGUUGUCUCAGUUUUCCAAGGAGGGAGAUGUCAUCAUCGGAGGAAUUUUCCCUUUCCACCAAUAUCCAGUCAUGCUUAAUCAAACCUUCAGAGUCAAGCCGGGAGCAAUCCAGUGUGACGGGUAAGAGAAAAUAAAAAAAAAUGGAUGGGCUCUGUGUUUUUAAAAUGUCUUGGUAGUAUUUCCCUUUAUUUGUGUAUUUAACAGUUUUUAUUAAAACGGUGUAUACAAUUUUACGUUAAUUUCACAGACUGGAAAUAUGUGAGCUUCAGUAUGCCUACACAGUGAUGUUUGUGAUAGAGGAAAUCAACAACAGUUCAACGCUGCUUCCAAAUGUGACACUUGGUUACAGGAUCUUUGAUUCCUGUCCCAACAGCCCUCUUUCCAUUAAAGCAUCAUUAAAUUUGAUGAACAAGUAUGAGAGCACAGAAGGGUUUUGUGACAAACUCUCCAGUGUUCAUGCUGUCAUUGGGGAAACAACUUCCACCUCAACGAUAGGCAUUGCACAAACACUGGGAUGCUUCCAUAUCCCUGUGAUCAGUCAUUCAGCCACGUGUGCAUGCCUCAGCAACAGACGAGAGUACCCUUCCUUCUUCAGAACCAUAACUAGUGACGUAUAUCAAAGCACAGCACUAGCAAAGCUUGCGAAACAUUUUGGCUGGACCUGGGUGGGAGCUGUCAGGUCUAACAGUAAAUAUGGAAAUGAUGGAAUAGCUGCUUUCCUGGAAGCAGCAAAUAAGGAGGGUGUGUGUGUUGAAUAUUCAGUGGCUGUUGACCGAACCUUUUCCAGAAAGUACUAUCUAGAAGUGGUUGAAAUGAUAAAAAAAUCCACUUCUAAGGUAAUAGUUGCAUUUGCUGACGGCCCAGACCUUGACAUACUCGUCAAAGAGCUUCAUGCUCAGAACGUUACGGGCCUGCAGUGGGUAGGAAGUGAGGGGUGGAUAACAUAUCGUUACUUUGCCUCUGAAAUAAACUAUGCUGUUGUUCAGGGGGCUGUGGGCUUUGCAGCAACAAACAUCCAUGUCCCUGGCCUGCAGGAGUUUCUGUUUAAUAGUAAGCCCUCCACCACACCAGGUAAUGCAGGACUUGUGAAGUUUUGGGAGACUCUAUUUCAAUGCACUUUGACUCCCCAAACAAACACGAAUGUGCAAGAUCCCGUUGAAGCCUGCAGUGGGAAAGAGACCCUGUGGGAUGCAAAAACACCAUUAACCGAUGUGUCAGAUGCCGACUUUAUGAAUAAUGUUUACAAGGCCACAUAUGCUGUGGCUCACGCUCUGGAGAUGCUGUUUAAUUGUGAAGAUGGACGGGGGCCUUUUGAGAACAGUACAUGUGCUGAUAAAGAGAAUAUACAGCCAUGGCAGGUGCUCCAUUACCUAACACAAGUAAAUUUCACCACAAAGACUGGUGAAAGGGUGUUUUUCGAUGAGUCUGGUGACCCUGUGGCACAUUAUGCACUUAAAAACUGGCAGAAAGAUCAAUCAGGGCAUGUGCAGUUCGAAACAAUCGGUUACUAUGAUGCUUCUCAACCAGAAGGUCACCAGUUUAGGAUGAAUGAAGAGUUACAAGCCAUUUGGGCAGGUGGGAAUCUUCAGGUGCCAAGAUCUGUUUGCAGUGAGAGCUGUUUACCAGGGACUCGCCGGGCUUUCAUUAAGGGAAAACCUAUCUGCUGCUUUGAUUGCAUUACCUGUGCUGAUGGGGAGUUCAGCAACAGCACAAAUGCAGUCAAAUGUGACACAUGUCCUCCUGAUUUCAAAUCCAAUUUGGAGAGGACUGAUUGUGAAAUGAAAGCUAUUGAGUUCCUCACCUUCACAGAAUUCAUGGGAAUGCUGUUUGUGAGCCUCUCUGUCUUUGGUGCUUGCUUGGCGGCGGCCGUGGCCUUGAUAUUUUUCCUCUUCAGACAAACUCCGAUAGUCAGAGCAAACAACUCAGAACUGAGUUUCCUGCUGCUGUUCUCCCUGAGUCUCUGUUUUCUCUGCUCCCUGACCUUCAUCGGUCGACCUUCUGAGUGGUCCUGCAAGCUGCGACACACAGCUUUUGGCAUCAUCUUCGUCCUCUGCAUGUCCUGUGUUCUGGGGAAGACAACAGUGGUUUUGAUGGCCUUCAGGGCUACAUUACCUGGCAGUAAUGUGAUGAAGUGGUUUGGACCUACACAGCAGAGACUCAGUGUUGUAGCUUUCACGCUUGUGCAGUUUUUAAUUUGCACACUUUGGCUAACAGUCAGCCCUCCAUUUCCAUACAAAAAUUCUAAAUAUUACACAGAAAAGAUUAUUCUAGAAUGUGCUCUGGGAUCAGCUGCAGGGUUCUGGGCUGCGCUGGGAUACAUCGGGGUUUUAGCUCUGUUGUGUUUUGGACUUGCGUUUUUAGCACGAAAGCUCCCGGACAACUUUAACGAGGCGAAGUUUAUCACUUUCAGCAUGUUGAUAUUCUGUGCCGUGUGGAUCACCUUCAUCCCAGCUUACGUCAGCUCUCCUGGAAAAUUCAGUGUGGCUGUGGAGAUUUUUGCUAUUCUGGCUUCCAGUUAUGGACUGCUGUGUUGCAUAUUUUUUCCCAAGUGCUACAUCAUCUUAGUAAAACCUGAGAAAAAUACAAAAAAAUUCAUGAUGAAUAAAGGGAGCUAG